AUGAGUUUUAAUGAAAAUUUAUUCCAUCAAAUUAAAGUUGAGGGACGCUCAACAGAUGCUUUAUUUACUGUUCCAAAGCAAUACACCAAUCUUUCAUAUUUAAGCACUGGUGCUCAGGGAAUUGUUGUAAAAGCUUAUGAUACGGUUGCACAAGAACAAGUUGCAAUCAAAAAAAUCAUUCAUCCAUUUUUAACAACAAUGACAGCUCGUCGAACAUAUCGAGAAUUCGUCCUGCUCACAACAAUGAAACAUCCUAAUAUAAUAAUGCUUAAAAAUGCUUUCACACCGCAUCAAUCAUUGGAAGAUUUUGAUGAUAUUUAUGUAGUGAUGGAAUUAAUGAAUUAUAAUUUAUCUCAAGAUUUGAAGCCAAGUAAUAUAGUGGUAAAUGAUAAAUGCAUUCUCAAAAUUCUUGAUUUUGGUUUAGCAAGAAAAAUUGAAACAGGCGAAC
Acanthocheilonema viteae is the source of this 448-nucleotide messenger RNA. Lineage: Eukaryota; Metazoa; Nematoda; Chromadorea; Rhabditida; Onchocercidae. The record is from the annotation of a GenBank genome assembly.